This is a messenger RNA of Aureobasidium namibiae CBS 147.97, 1161 nucleotides long. RefSeq names its product HLA class III protein Dom3z. The record is from RefSeq and is a predicted model, not a curated record. Bases 1 to 1161 code for a protein of 386 amino acids. Gene Ontology annotation, cellular component: nucleus; cytosol. The transcript has 8 exons. Gene Ontology annotation, biological process: NAD-cap decapping; nuclear-transcribed mRNA catabolic process. Gene Ontology annotation, molecular function: mRNA 5'-diphosphatase activity. Lineage: Eukaryota; Fungi; Ascomycota; Dothideomycetes; Dothideales; Saccotheciaceae.
AUGCAGCGCUUUUUGGUUGAGCCAGUACAGCAGUUCGCUGGAGCAAAUACUAGAAUCAAGAAACCAACUGAAAUUGCUUUCUUCUCUUACGACUCUGAACAUAAACUCAAGCCACUUGACAACGAAUCAUUGAGAUACUACUACCCACCAUUCUUCAACAUACCUGGUCAUCAACAAGAUAACAGGUUUCCUGUCGAUCUUUCCAAAGGGUACGAUUCGUUUCGACAACGAGAUGACAGUGGUGAUGAGCAUCUAGACGGUCUGCUAGACACGCUUGUCGAGGCCGAAACACGCAAUGGCAAGAAGACUGAAGUUGAUCUUGUGACGUGGAGGGGUAUGAUGACUAGGAUCUUGACAGCGCCAUAUGAGAUGGAAGAUGGGUUUGAGAUGAACGCAACAUGCUUUCAGGGCACAAUAUACAUUGAAGAGAAUCAUGCAUACAAGGCGGCAUCAAAAGAAGCACAAAAGGCUCGCUUCUCACGGAAUAGAGGUCCACCACAGGAUAUGGCCAUGUUUUGGGGCUACAAGUUUGAGACGUUAUCACUCUUGGACAAACCUUGGGGAGAGACGACAAGAGAAGCAAUCGAGGGACGAGAGAACGAAGUUGUUGACAACUAUGCUCAAUACUGCAGUAUCUGCAGGACAGAGAUCGGCGGCGCCUCGAUGGUCAUUGGUGGAGAAGUAGAUGGAGUACUCGGCUACAAGCCCGAUGAUCCACAAGCACCGGCUAGAUGGGUAGAGCUCAAGACAUCCAAACAGCCAGAGCAUGAGCGCGAUCGCUGGGUCCUCGAUAAGAAGCUCCUGAAAUUCUGGGCUCAGUCUUUUUUGCUGAAUGUGCCAAAAAUCGUCAUCGGCUUUCGCUCGCGAGAUGGCAAGUUGCUGAACAUUGAGGAAUUAAGCACGCAGCAAAUUCCAUCCAAGAUCCAACAACAAGGCACGUACAAGUGGAAUGGCAACAUUUGCAUCAACUUUACAGGCCAGUUCCUUGACUUCCUCAAACACACGAUUGUCGGCGAAGGCGUCUGGAGGAUUCGGCGAGAAGCAAAGAGUACAGCGAUCGAGGUGUUCAAGGUCGAGGAGCAGGGCACAGGCAAUAUUCUCACUCAGAACUUCAUCGACCAUCGAAACAGGCUGCUUGCGGAAGUAAUGCCACUACAAUGA